AAUCCCUACUUUUUCCUCUCCACUUUUCCUCACUCUCCAGUAAACCACCAAAUUUCUCUCUCUCUCUCUCUCUCUCUCUCUCUCUCAAUUGUCUUCCAAUUUCUCCCUCUUCUCCAAUCUCCUUUCUCUUUUUUGUUAAAAUGGUGAUGAAGGCGUUUACGCUGUUAAUGGUGGUUAUUGCUGCGGCGUUAAUGGUGGAAUCGAAGACUGCACCACCACCGGCAGACUGUACGACGGUGGUGUUGAGCAUGUCAGACUGUUUGUCAUACGUUACAAAUGGUAGUACAACUGAGAAACCUGAGGGAAAUUGUUGCUCUGGGUUAAAGUCUGUUCUUAAGACUAAUGCUGGAUGUCUUUGUGAAGCAUUUAAGAGUAGCAGUCAAUUUGGUAUCGUUUUGAACAAUACUAAAGCUCUUGCUCUCCCUGCUGCUUGCGGUGUUCAUGCUUCUCCUGCUGCCAAAUGUGGAUUGUCCAUUCCUCCAGCGGCUGCUCCUUCUCCAGUUUCUCCAGCGGGUGCAGUAAUAGCAGGCGCUCCUGGAACUGGAAGCAGCGAAUUCUCACCUGCAUUGGCUCCUUCUGGGAAAACCGGGUCAUCUUCUACCAUUGCCAUCUCAAUGCAGUUAAUUAUUGUGGCUUUAGGUGCUGCAUUUUACUAUAAUUUUUGAGCUUGAAUUCUAAUGUGGAUAUAUGAAACCUUUGGAUGGUGUUUUAAUUUUGUUUGGUUUAUGUUUAGAUUUGAUUUUCAUUUGUGUUUUGUAAUAGGUUAUAAAUAUAAUUUGCUCAUAUAUGGUUUACUGUUUUUUUGAUAUUUAAUGGUAUAUUGGUAUUAUUAUCAUUAUUCAUUACUCAUGAUUUUGCUCAUUUUGCUUUCGCCGACCUAUGCUUAUUGUCGGUUUUUUUUUUCACAUCUGACAAGUACUGCCGGUUGUUGUUAUUUGUGUCUAAUUUCUAGGA
Molecule: messenger RNA, 954 nt
Organism: Amaranthus tricolor (Joseph's coat)
Lineage: Eukaryota; Viridiplantae; Streptophyta; Magnoliopsida; Caryophyllales; Amaranthaceae
Product: non-specific lipid transfer protein GPI-anchored 11-like
Exons: 3
Coding region: 141-665 (174 amino acids)
Biological process (GO): lipid transport
Molecular function (GO): lipid binding
Source: RefSeq, a predicted model, not a curated record